CAGUAUAUAAGAGCAGGUCUUGUCCACAAAUUGUGCACAGGACAUCUGAACAAGGAGCCCUCAUCCGCAGGUUUUUCUCAGGCCAUUGUCUUCAUCUGAAUUCUUCACCAAAAUGCUGUCCGUAUCUUUAGUUUUUUGUGCCAUUGUGGCACUGGCUACAGCUCUGGAUGUUAAUAGUACUCACUUGGCGGCAGCACCUUGUCCGCCCGGCUGGACCGAACAUAAAGAUCGUUGUUACUUCUUCGAUAAUAAUGUCAAGACCUGGGUUGAUGCUGAGGCGAAUUGCCAGCAGUUGGGAGGGAACCUUGCAUCUAUACGCAAUGAUGACGAAAACACCUUCAUUCAAACCCUGGCUAACAGUGCACCUGCGUGGGUCGGAGGAACAGAUUGCCAAGCUUCAGGAGCCUGGUUCUGGAUGGAUGGUACACCAAUGAUUGCAAGAUUCUGGUGUCCACUCAAACCAGACAAUGAACUCGCACAGUGUUGUCUACAGAUAAAUACUGGUGUGAACAAAUGCUGGGAUGAUGUACCCUGUACUUCUACCCUUCCAUAUGUGUGUACAUUGAGUCGUUAGUGGAUUUCAGAGAUGUAGAUCCUAUCUGGCUGUUAUUUCUGUAUGACAGUUUUAUAAAACAUGAAUAAUCUGAGCUGAUACACCUAAUGUUUGAGGUGAAUGAGAUGAGACUGAUUAAACUGAGCACGAUUAAAACAACUGAAACAUUGAAAA
Molecule: messenger RNA, 727 nt
Organism: Corythoichthys intestinalis (scribbled pipefish)
Lineage: Eukaryota; Metazoa; Chordata; Actinopteri; Syngnathiformes; Syngnathidae
Product: type-2 ice-structuring protein-like
Exons: 6
Coding region: 113-574 (153 amino acids)
Molecular function (GO): signaling receptor activity
Source: RefSeq, a predicted model, not a curated record